AUGAAUAAAAUGGAGGACAGAAAAAGGACAAUUCUUUCUUCUGGAAAUUCCAACACAUCAUUAACUCCUGUUAAACUUCAGAAACUUAAAGAAAAUGAUAAGAUAUCUAAUGAAAACGAUAAUGUUUGGAGUAUUUCAAAAGUAACUAGAGGAGCUAGCGCAAAGAGUUCAGGUUCAAAAACAGUGAUGAAACAUGCUUUACGACAACAGGCUAAACGAAGGCGCAAAAAUACUACUAUUGCGGCUGGAAAUGUAGCUCCUCUUCCAAGAAUUAUACUUCCUUCUAAUCAAAUAAACACCAUUGAAGAUGAAUCUAGAGUACCUACAAUGUUAGAAGUGUUAUCGUCUAUUCCAGGUUUUAGUUUGGUAAAACCACGUAAGCGCCCUGGAUCUAAACGAUUGUCAGCUGCUGCUCAAUUGCAGCAAGCAAAGGCUGAAGGUUGUGUUGAUUUAGAAACGCCAGAUUCUGUUCUUACACAAGUUAAUUUGAGAUCACUUUUGAACAAACAAACUUUUUCAAUGCUACCCCGUCUUUAUCAACAUAAACUAGUACAAAUGUUACCACAUGUUGAUCGGGAAAGUUUAAGUGAUACUCAAUCUGAUUUCAGACCAUUAUUAAACUCAUCUGUUUUAAAUAAUGAGUUCUUUGCUCAAGCUUGUCUUGAAUGGACUGAUAGACUAUCAGAAGGGGAAUUUACACCUGAAAAUCAGCAAAAAAUGAAAAUGGAUAUUGAUCGUGAAAAAAGUAAACUAGAUCCAUUUAAACUAAAGUAUUUUGAACCUAUCUGGGGUGAAAAUAGACUAUCAAAUUCAAAUGCUGCUGUUUCGGACUGGCGUUAUCCUAAGCAUAAAAAAACCGAAACUAUCACUAUUUCAGUAAACACACCACCUGUUAAUACUGUUACUAAGGAUGUGACAAUAAAUGCCAUAACAGCAACAACAAAAGAGACCACAACAACGACAACUACGAUUACUACAACAACAGCAACAACCGCAACAACAACAAUACCAACCACAUGCUCAUCGUCUGAUGAUAUUAAAAGUGAAGAUAAAAAAUUAGAAUCACCAUGGGAUUCUGUUGAUUCCACGACAGAUUCUACAAUAAAACCAUUAAUAGAGGAUGUGGUUGUACCAAAAUGUGAAGACAUUGUAAUAGAUAUUCCAUUAAAAGAUGAAUUUAUAAGCGAUGUUGAUAAAAUUGAUGAUGUUAAUUUGGAUGAAACAUCAGUGAUUAAAAACUGGUCUUCUUUAAUGAAUGAUGAUCUGGAAACAUUAAUUCCAGAAUACGAUUGUGUUUCUACAUCAAAAGUAAAAGAACAAAGUGAAAGUGAAGUCCAACUGGAGUUAGAAGUUACUUUAACUCCAAAAGUAGAUGAUGUAAACUCAACAACUAAUCAAAUUCCUCCAAAUGAGCCAAAUGAUAAUAAUAUGAAUACUAUUCAAGAACUUCCAAAACCCAUUUCUCCGCCUGUGGUGGUUCGAAUGCCUAGUGUUAUUCAGCCUCUUGUUAUUAGUUCUUCUAACAGUUCACCAUUACCCAGUACACCGUCUUUAUCGAUAUCUCCAUUAGUUCAAUCUCCUCUAGAGUCUAAUAUCCCUAAUGAUUUUUCAUUUAUCAACACAAUAUCUAAUAUUUCAUCGGCUCCUUCUGAUCGUCCAGUUCACAAUACAUAUGUGUCAUCAAUCAAAUCACAAGUGAGUUCAAGUAGUGGCGGAUCAAGUAGAACUAGUGGUAGAUCAUCAUUGAAGCAACCACCCGGUGCUAUUAAUUUAGAAAGAAGUUACCAAAUAUGUCAAGCCGUUAUACAAAAUAGUCCUAAUCGUAAUCAACUUAGGUGUCAACUGAAACCACCACCAGCAGUAUUAAUUGGCAAAAGCUCUAUUUUACGAAAUGGACCGAAACCAAUAAGGAACAUAAAUAUCACUAGCAGUUCACAACCUCUGGUUGUUAGACAUGUAUUUGCAUCUUCUCGUGGCAUUCCAGUAACAAUGUCUGUUGGACCGCCGUAUACAUCUGAUCAACAACAACUAACUGAAAAACAAAUGGGGCAGUAUCUGUUGGUCCAGAGGUCUGGUGGAAUAACAGGUAUACGCCGAUCAUCUAGUGCUCCACCGACCAAUAACAAAAUAGCGCCAAUUUUAAAUGGUGGAAGACCAGCAAGUGUAGGUAUACAAGUAUCUACAUAUGGUCAGUCACAGCAAACAAAUGAUUGUUCGUGUAGUCUUAACGCUAUGGUAGUAUGUAAGAAAUGUGGAGCAUUUUGUCAUGACGAUUGUAUUGGCCCAUCUAAACUUUGUGUUACGUGUCUUAUUCGAUAA
This is a messenger RNA of Macrosiphum euphorbiae (potato aphid), 2319 nucleotides long. The record is from the annotation of a GenBank genome assembly. Lineage: Eukaryota; Metazoa; Arthropoda; Insecta; Hemiptera; Aphididae.